GAAACAUUCUUUACCAACAUAUACCUACAGAGUCUCACACUUCUCGCUCGACAGGAUGCUCUUCUCAAAGCUUGCUGUACCUUUUCUCAGCGCCGUCGCCGUAGUCCCGUACUCCAUGGCUGCCACUGUCUCCUACCAGGAAGUCAUAAACGAAGGAGCAAAAAAAUCUGGCAAAACCCCUGCCCAGUUGGACAGCCAGAUUACUACCAAUGGCAACAAACCGAAGCUCGUCGCCGCACUUCAGCCUAAACUAGGAUGGGGAAAAGGAGUAGUCUGCGACCUGAAAUGCCCAGGAUGUGCAGACUGUGCAACUGGAGCUGGCCAAGCUGCCAUCGCGAUACUGGCGGCGUUCGCGACGGCAGCGGUUGCGUGUGCCACAAUCGUGGGAUGCCCAGAAGCUAUUGCCGCAGCUUCUGUCGCCGCUGCCGCGGCUGGAACUUCGUUCUGCAAUUCCCAACAUCAACCCAUCAACUGCGAUUUCAAUUGCAACUGGCAUCAUGAAAUCUGCGCCGGCCCUGCCACAAAUGGCGGCGCUGUUCCAACUCCACGCGUAUAAGCUUAAAUUUAUGUACACCUUACAAGAGACAAGUUCAUCAUAAUAUCUACUUAUGUACAGACGGUUGCUGGAGUCAUUCCCUUGUUGAAAUUAGUACAAUCUUCGGCCCAAAGUAGACAAGUGCUGUCAAUCAUCUGCCAAAUUGCUGGGCAUAGUAAACGUCACACUAAUGCUUUUAGGGUAACUUAAGCUUCUUCUAGUUAGCAUCGUACUAGGUAUGGGUAAUUUAGAGAGGGCAUUGUGCUGAAUAUCUUGUGAGAGUCUAUACGUCGCCACGAUUGGACAUCCCAUAUACUAUGUCACAUGCACGCGGACCAAUCAUGGUCAUUAAACAAACACUGCCUCUUCCACUUUCUUCAAACAACAUUGAUUAAUCCCAUCGAGGCGUCUCAUGC
Molecule: messenger RNA, 951 nt
Organism: Didymella exigua CBS 183.55
Lineage: Eukaryota; Fungi; Ascomycota; Dothideomycetes; Pleosporales; Didymellaceae
Exons: 1
Coding region: 56-556 (166 amino acids)
Source: RefSeq, a predicted model, not a curated record